This is a messenger RNA of Frieseomelitta varia, 468 nucleotides long. It is a transcript of the gene HGTX, whose product is annotated as homeobox protein Nkx-6.2-like. The record is from RefSeq and is a predicted model, not a curated record. Gene Ontology annotation, cellular component: nucleus. NCBI's taxonomy places the organism in Eukaryota, Metazoa, Arthropoda, Insecta, Hymenoptera, Apidae. The transcript has 3 exons. Gene Ontology annotation, molecular function: RNA polymerase II cis-regulatory region sequence-specific DNA binding; DNA-binding transcription factor activity, RNA polymerase II-specific. Gene Ontology annotation, biological process: regulation of transcription by RNA polymerase II; cell differentiation. Bases 91 to 468 code for a protein of 125 amino acids.
AGUGUGGAAGAGUUUCAAAAAGUAUGGUUUACAAAUAUUAUUAUCAGAACAAAUAUAACGUUGUCGCAACAGCUGGGUUGUCAGCAAACGAUGACAGGCUCCGGUGGUACCGGCGAGCACGAGGGCGGCAAGAAGAAGCACACCAGGCCGACGUUCAGCGGCCAGCAAAUCUUCGCCCUCGAGAAAACCUUCGAACAAACGAAGUACCUAGCGGGGCCGGAACGCGCUAAAUUGGCCUACGCCCUCGGCAUGUCGGAGUCGCAAGUCAAGGUAUGGUUCCAGAACAGGAGGACAAAAUGGCGGAAAAAGCACGCGGCCGAGAUGGCGACGGCGAAGAGGAGGCAAGAAGAGGUCGAGGGCGUCGUCGCCGAGGGUGAGGAUGGUUGCAGCGACGCGGAGGCCGAGGGAAACAGCGAGACCGCGGCGAAGAGGCUGAGAAGGGAACUCGAGCAACAAUACAGGCAUUAA